Messenger RNA from Onychostoma macrolepis, 2017 nucleotides. It is a transcript of the gene ruvbl1, whose product is annotated as RuvB-like AAA ATPase 1. NCBI's taxonomy places the organism in Eukaryota, Metazoa, Chordata, Actinopteri, Cypriniformes, Cyprinidae. Gene Ontology annotation, cellular component: Swr1 complex; R2TP complex; NuA4 histone acetyltransferase complex. The transcript has 11 exons. The record is from RefSeq and is a predicted model, not a curated record. Bases 135 to 1505 code for a protein of 456 amino acids. Gene Ontology annotation, biological process: box C/D snoRNP assembly; regulation of transcription by RNA polymerase II; chromatin remodeling. Gene Ontology annotation, molecular function: ATP binding; DNA helicase activity; ATP hydrolysis activity.
GUACUUCCUCAAAUCGCCUUGGUUACCCACAUGGAAACGCGGGUGUCUUGUGUUUGAUUUCAACGGCCUCUCGUGUAAUAGGCUUGAGGUUAUUUGUUCUCAUUUUUACAGUGUUUAAUUAACUAACAAGAAACAUGAAGAUCGAAGAGGUAAAAAGCACAACCAAGACGCAGCGCAUCGCUUCUCACAGCCAUGUAAAGGGCCUCGGGCUGGAUGAGGCCGGUAAUGCUAAACAGUCCGCGUCUGGACUAGUGGGGCAGGAGACAGCAAGAGAGGCUUGUGGCAUCAUCGUAGAGCUGAUUCGUUUAAAAAAGAUGGCUGGCAGAGCCGUUUUACUGGCCGGACCACCUGGAACAGGCAAGACUGCUCUAGCAUUAGCCAUGGCUCAGGAAUUGGGAAAUAAAGUGCCAUUCUGCCCUAUGGUGGGCAGUGAAGUGUAUUCAACAGAAAUCAAGAAGACCGAAGUGCUGAUGGAGAACUUCAGAAGAGCAAUCGGACUGCGUAUCAAGGAGACUAAAGAGGUGUAUGAGGGAGAGGUCACUGAACUGACUCCUUGUGAGACAGAGAACCCAAUGGGGGGCUAUGGCAAAACUAUCAGUCAUGUCAUUAUCGGUUUGAAGACCGCAAAAGGCACCAAACAGUUGAAGCUGGAUCCCAGUAUCUAUGAAAGUCUGCAGAAGGAGAGAGUGGAGGUCGGCGAUGUUAUCUACAUCGAAGCGAACAGUGGGGCAGUCAAGAGGCAGGGACGAUGUGACACAUUUGCAACAGAGUUCGAUUUGGAGGCGGAAGAGUACGUACCUCUACCGAAAGGCGAUGUACACAAAAAGAAAGAGAUUAUUCAGGAUGUUACACUUCAUGACCUGGAUAUUGCUAAUGCAAGACCUCAGGGAGGCCAGGACAUACUUUCUAUGAUGGGUCAACUGAUGAAACCCAAAAAGACAGAAAUCACAGAUAAACUGCGAGGGGAGAUCAAUAAGGUGGUGAACAAGUACAUUGAUCAGGGUGUGGCAGAGCUGGUUCCUGGUGUUCUGUUCAUUGAUGAAGUCCACAUGCUGGACAUUGAGUGUUUUACCUACCUGCACCGUGCACUGGAGAGCUCCAUUGCUCCUAUCGUAGUGUUUGCAUCCAAUAGAGGAAACUGCCUCAUCAGGGGGACUGAAGACAUCAGCUCUCCUCACGGUAUUCCACUGGAUCUGCUGGAUCGAGUCAUGAUUAUCAGAACUAUGCUGUACACUCCUCAAGAAAUGAAACAGAUCAUAAAGAUCCGAGCUCAGACUGAAGGAAUCAACAUCAGCGAAGAGGCUUUAUCUCAUCUUGGUGAGAUCGGUACCAAGACUACACUCAGAUAUGCAGUGCAGCUGCUGACCCCUGCCAGUCUGCUGGCACGAGUUCAGGGGAGGGAAGUAGUCGAAAAGGAACUGGUGGAAGAAAUUAAUGAACUCUUCUAUGAUGCUAAGUCCUCUGCAAAAAUCCUGCAAGAUCAGCACACCAAGUUUAUGAAAUAACUCCAGCACUCUCUCACAUUCUCUGUACGGCCUGCUUUAGUUUGCUUUACUGGUUUAGUUCACAUUUGUCAUGACAUUAUAACAGUGUGACAGCUGUUUUAAGCCAGUUCAACAUCAGUGCACGGCUAAUGUAUUGUUCUACCUAAUUGCGCCAGUUAUUGUUAGUCAGAAGAACAGGAAAGAAAACAUUCUCUCCAUAAUUAACAUGCUUAGACAACCUAAUUUCUUGAGUUUCAUCCCACACUUUUGUUAUUCUUCUGUAGGAUAAGUUUUCCAGUGUCCUGUCUGCUGUUCAAUUUUGUGUUUUGUUUUGAAAAUAAAUCUUUUUUUUAUAGUAAUGUGAAAUAUAAACGGGACCUUUUAAUGACAUAUUUCAUUUUCAUACAAAAUAAAAUGCUCACUUUCUUUUCAAUUUAAAACUAAACCAAUAAAUUAUGUAUGUAUUUAUUUUACCAAAAAACUUACCAAAACUAGCAUUCUGGGAUAUUAAAAAAAAAAUUAUUCAGUUUUAA